AUGGAUAAGAGUUGGAUGAAGAAGAGUAGAUUGUCAAGAGAUUAUAUGCAAAGGAUUAAAGAAUUUUUGGAGUUUGCUUCUCACAAUGUAUCUAAUGAUGGAACAAUUCCAUGUCCAUGUAUGAGAUGUGUGAAUUCAUACAUGUUGACCCUAAAAGUUGUACAUGAUCACUUGGUAUCCUAUGGAAUUAGUCCGGGUUAUAAUUGUUGGUAUCAUCACGGGGAAAUUAUGUCUGCAACGACUUCAAGUAAAACUAGUCAAAGCCAUGUUGAAGAAAUAGGACCCGAGUAUGGUGAUAUACGUGACAUGUUGCGGGACGUGUUUCCCAUGCACACCCAAAAUAUGGAUGAAUAUACAGAAGAAAGUAAUUUACCAGAACCAUCUGAUCAAGGGUGCAAGAAUUUUAACAAGUUGUCAGUAAUUGUGCAUCUGUAUCACUUGAAAUGUCUUAAUGGAUGGAGCAACCACUCAUUCACAAUGUUGCUUCAAAUUUUGAAAGAUAUGCUUCCUUCAGAUGCAAAUUUGCCGAAAGCCUCUUAUGAUGCCAAGAAGAUUAUUAAGGAUUUGGGUCUUGGUUAUGAAAAGAUUCAUGCUUGUCCUAAUGAUUGUAUGUUAUCUUGGAAGGAAUAUGCAAAUGAUGAAGUGUGUCAUUGUGGUGCUUCAAGGUGGGUAACAAAUGAGAAUGAUUUGCAGCAAAAUAUGAGUACUUCAUCUAAAAAGAGAAAGAAAAAGGCUGCAAAGGUUUUACGGUGGUUUCCCUUGAAACCUCGAUUACAGAGGUUGUUCAUGUCUUCAAAAACAGCUGCUUCUAUGAAAUGGAAUGCUGAAGGCCGUACAAAUGAUGGCAUAAUAAGGCAUCCUGCCGAUUCUAUGGCUUGGAAAACAUUCGACUCUCGAUAUGUAGAUUUUUCCUUUGACUCUCGCAAUGUCAGGUUGCGGUUGGCAGCAGUUGGAUUUAACCCUUAUGGGAAUAUGAGUACUAGUUAUAGUAUAUGGCCAAUCAUAUUGGUCCCAUAUAAUUUGCCUCCAUGGAUGUGCAUGAAAAGGUCUUCUUUCAUCCUAUCAUUGCUUAUUCCUGGUCCGAGCUCCCCUUCGAAUGACAUAGAUGUGUACAUGCAGCCUUUAGUUGAAGAAUUGAAGGAAUUAUGGGAUGUUGGAGUACAAACUUAUGAUAUAUCUUCCAAAGAGAACUUCCAAAUACAUGCAGCUCUAAUGUGGACUAUAAAUGACUUUCCCGCAUAUGGUGAUUUGUCUGGUUGGAAUACCAAGGGUGCUCUUGCAUGUCCUUCUUGUAAUUAUGAGACUCAUUCUCGAUGGUUAAAACAUGGAGGAAAAUAUUGUUUUAUGGGUCAUAGGCAUUUCUUGGAUAAAGAUCAUAGAUUUCGUAAAGAUAGAGCAUCAUUUGAUGGUAAACAAGAAAUAGAACCAGCUCUCGAUAUGCUAUCUGGCUUUGAGAUCAUGAUGCAAAUAGAAGACCUUGAUUACAAAUUUGGGAAGACAAAGGCAAAUGAAAAAAACAAAAAAAGAAAGAAACAAGCGGAUGGUGAUGAGAUACAACCAUGGAAGAAAAGAAGUAUAUUUUUUACAUUGUCGUAUUGGGCAAAUCAAAAAUUGCGUCACAAUCUUGAUGUGAUGCAUAUAGAGAAAAAUGUGAUUGAUAAUGUAUAUGGAACAUUGUUGAAUUUAGAUGGGAAGACAAAGGAUAACUUGAAGGCACGUCUUGACUUACAAGAGAUGGGUAUAAGACGUGAACUUCACCCACAAAAGAUCAGUUCCAAUAAGACAUAUUUGCCUCCAGCUUGCUUCUCAAUGAUUUUAAAAGAGAAAGAUGACUUCUUGAAAGUUUUGAAAGGGGUAAAAGUCCCAGAUGGUUAUGCUUCAAAUAUUUCACGUUGUAUCCAACUUCGACAAUGUAAGAUUAUAGGUUUGAAGAGUCAUGAUGGUCAUAUUUUGAUGCAGCAACUUUUUCCUAUCGCAUUACGAGGAGCAUUACCAAAACAAGUCGCUUCACCUCUAAUUGAGUUAUCUUGUUUCUUUAGGGAAAUAUGUUCCAAAGUCUUGCAAGUGGAAGAGCUUGACCGACUUGCAUCUCGAAUUGUAUUGACUUUAUGCAAUUUGGAGAGAAUCUUCCCUCCAUCAUUUUUUACUGUUAUGGUGCAUUUAGUCGUCCAUUUGGCCAUUGAGGCUAAAAUUGCUGGCCCAGUUCACUAUAGAUGGAUGUAUCCCAUUGAGAGGUAUCUCCAACGACUAAAAUCUUAUGUUCGUAACAAAGCUCAUCCAGAGGGCUCUAUUGCAGAAGGAUACAUAGCUGAAGAAGAACACAAGGAGCAUAUAAAGAGACAAAGUCGUCCGUGUCGUCUAACUGAUGAAGUUCUUAAUAAGAUGCAUAUGGAAAAGUUUUGUGAGUGGUUUAAAUCAUAUGUUGUAGCUAUGGAUGACACAAGAAAGCAACAACUUACUGAUGAAAUCAAGUGGCUUGCUCAAGGCCUAAACACUCUAGCUAGACGAUUCAAACGAUAUGUUGUUAAUGGUUUUAAGUUCCAAAUUAAAAAUUAUGAGGCAGCGAAGAAAACUCAGAAUAGUGGGGUUUGUGUGGCCACCAAAGGAGGCACCAUGUAUUAUGGUCUUUUAUUUGAUAUCAUUGAGCUCAAUUAUUUUGACAAGUUGAAAUAUGUAUUAUUCAAAUGCAAUUGGGCUGAUGUGAACACAGGCAAAGGCAACAAGAUAGAUGAAUAUGGGUUUAACCUUGUAAAUUUUUCGCAUUUGAUACAUACUAGAGAACAGUUAAAUGAUGAACCAUUUGUAUUGUCAUAUGAAGCUUCACAUGUUUAUUAUGUGGGAGAUGUAAGGAAUGAAAAUUGGUUGGUUAUUGUUAAAACAAAAGUGAGGGAUGUGUUUGAUGUUGGUACUAGUGAAUUGUGUGAUGGUGAUGUUGACACUUACUAUGAUAACGAGCCGUACAAUAUGAUAGUUGAAGACACUCAUGUAGAUGCGAAUGAAAACCUCAAUUGGGCUAGAAAUGAUACAGAUGUAACGACAAUCAAUAUACCACUUCCACUUGAUAACCAACUGAUCAAUGAAGAUGAUUUAGAUGAGGAUGUCUAG
Camellia sinensis is the source of this 3105-nucleotide messenger RNA. RefSeq lists its product as uncharacterized. The record is from RefSeq and is a predicted model, not a curated record. Lineage: Eukaryota; Viridiplantae; Streptophyta; Magnoliopsida; Ericales; Theaceae.